Verruconis gallopava is the source of this 357-nucleotide messenger RNA. RefSeq lists its product as uncharacterized. The coding region runs from base 1 to 357 and encodes 118 amino acids. Gene Ontology annotation, biological process: telomere capping. Lineage: Eukaryota; Fungi; Ascomycota; Dothideomycetes; Venturiales; Sympoventuriaceae. The transcript has 2 exons. Gene Ontology annotation, cellular component: CST complex. The record is from RefSeq and is a predicted model, not a curated record. Gene Ontology annotation, molecular function: single-stranded telomeric DNA binding.
AUGACGAGCUCUGUUCCAACAAAGCUGAUCUUCCUUACCGACCUACCCUCGUACUCGCAGGGUGACAAAGUUCGUUUUAUGGGCUGCAUAGAUGAGUACAACGCUGCUACCGGUAUCUUGACGCUGAAGCACGAUUAUAUGUCGAAGAACCAUACGGCACAUGUCAAUGUUGAACAUGUUCGCGAGGGGCUACCUUCGACUGCAAUAGCGGUUGGCGCCUGGAUCAACAUUGUUGGCUACAUACAAGGUCAUCAGAACAGUGCAUCCAUCGUCCAAGCUACAAUGCUGUGGGAAGCUGGACCCUUGAAGGUUGCCGAUUACGAGCGAGCACUGCAAGCGAGAAAAGAUAACGGCUGA